Messenger RNA from Dufourea novaeangliae, 491 nucleotides. RefSeq lists its product as uncharacterized. Bases 1 to 435 code for a protein of 144 amino acids. The transcript is spliced from 5 exons. The record is from RefSeq and is a predicted model, not a curated record. Lineage: Eukaryota; Metazoa; Arthropoda; Insecta; Hymenoptera; Halictidae.
AUGGCCUGGACGAAGAUCGUGCUCCUUUUCACGUUGCUUUACACCGUUGCCUCUGCGCACCCUGGCCACGAAAGACUCACAAAUAGCGAGAAACAAACUGGCCCGCACGACCCCUCGGUGAAUUUAGUGGAAAAUGAGGAGCAAAUGAACGACUUCGCGAGGCAACUGAACGAGGACCUAUCAGAAGCGGUUAAAGAGCGACACAAACGAUUAUCGGACCAAAGGCGAGCAGAACUGGAGACUCUGAUGGCUCUCUCGAAAAUGACGGAAAAAUUGGUAACGGUGACGAGGGGAGGUCGUCAAUUGGAUGCAUCCAAAGUCGGCCGAAGGAAGCGGUCCGUGUUCGACAUGAACAUGAAGAAUCUACGGAAACUCUUCAAAAUGUCAGCGCGUAUCGGUUACAAAGGAAACCCGGCGUAUCCAGUUGUUCGUUGAUGUCAUGGAACGAUAUAGAAAACGUUGACGUGAAUCAGACUUGCCGAAGAAAGGUA